Molecule: messenger RNA, 2532 nt
Organism: Cydia strobilella
Lineage: Eukaryota; Metazoa; Arthropoda; Insecta; Lepidoptera; Tortricidae
Exons: 3
Coding region: 1-2532 (843 amino acids)
Source: RefSeq, a predicted model, not a curated record
AUGCACCUGGCCGCCGGUGUGGUGCUCCUUGUGAACCUCGUGAAUUCGGAUACCUACCUGAAGAAUUGUGCCCUGCCCGAGUCCUGUCUGCGGAUCCCAUCUCCCGGAAAGCCUGUUCACUCCUCCUCACCACUUACUACGGUCACCUCAACUAUGGUUGUAGAUACCAUUGCCGGUAUCCACCCGGAUGUGGAACUGCCCCUAUCUGUCCGAUCGGCAACACGAUCACUACACCUCGCCGAUCCAUUAUUUUAUAAACCCGGACAAAUAGAUGUUUUAUUAGGAGCCGAUGUUUUUGGAUCUCUUUUACAAUCCGACGUAAUUCAACUACAACCCUGUGGUCUAACAGCUAUAUCAACAAAUUUUGGUUACAUCCUAUCUGGGCCAGUUACGAAUUUCCCUACCUCAAAGCCCCCUAUGACUGCCCUCUCUUUAACUCAAGUCGUUGAGCGAUUCUGGAAAAUAGAGGAACCCCCUGAACCACCUCAACCCAACCCUUUAGAUAUUGAAUGUGAGACACUUUUUAAGACCACCACUACUAGAAACUCUGACGGUACCUUCGUAACCAGAUUGCCCUUCUUAAGUGAUCGUCCCUCCCUCGGUGAGACCCGCGGCAUAGCUGAAAAAAGAUUCCUUAACUUAGAGAAGCGGUUACAAAUGAACCCACGGCUAAAAUCAAAAUAUAUUGAAUUCAUGCGCGAAUAUCAGAGUUUAAAUCACAUGUCAGUAUCCUCCGUAGAUUUGCGUUCAGUAGAACAUUAUUAUGUACCCCACCACGGAGUAUUUAAAGCUUCUGACAGUGAAAAGCUCCGCGUAGUUUUUGAUGGCAGCAGUAAAAGCUCGAACGGAAUAUCUCUUAAUGAGUGUUUACACACAGGUCCCAAGUUACAGCGAGAUAUUACCCACAUACUUCUAAAUUUUCGUAGGCAUGCAAUUGUAUUUGUUACUGAUAUCCGUAUGAUGUUUCGAAUGUCGUGGAUACAUCCCGAGGACAGGCGGUUUCAGUUAAUUUUAUGGCGCGAGUCCCCUUCGGAACCUCUCCUUACCUAUGAACUUAAUACCAAUACCUAUGGCUUGCGAUCAAGUCCCUAUAUUGCGAUUCGCGUACUUCUUGAACUGGCGGAACAAGAACGCUCCAAGUACCCUCGCGCAGCUGCGGUAAUUGAAUCCGACGUGUAUGUUGACGAUUGCCUGACAGGAGCCUCAACUCUUGAAGAAGCUCGUGACCUUAAAAUUGAAUUACAAUCUGUAAUGCGUGCCGGCGGUUAUGAACUGCGGAAAUGGCUUUCAAACAAGCCAGAAUUGUUAAAUGACCUCCCCCCUGAUUACCUCCAACCCCUUCAUACAAUCCGAGAUGUUGAAAAUCCCCAAACAGUAGCGGUCCUUGGAGUCCAGUUCAAUCCCGUGACUGACGCAUUCACAUAUACGACGCGCGUAGACUGUGAUAAAUGCCCUACUAAACGAAAGGUGCUAUCUCUGAUAGCUCGUACCUUUGACCCCAGCGGUUGGAUUUCACCCAUCGUGUUUAAAGCCAAGGUUUUUAUACAGCGGCUAUGGCUUUCGGGCCUUGAUUGGGAUGCCCCACUUACUCCAGAGCUAACGACCGAAUGGUUAACAUUUACUGAGGAACUGAUGAGUACCAUACAACAGAUUUCAAUACCUAGAUGUAUUUUCCCCCCGAAACCUCAGACUUAUACUUUACAUGGUUUUAGUGACGCCUCAGAGGCCGGAUUCGCUGCCGUAAUCUAUCUUCGCGCUGUAGAUCAGCAAAAUAAUUCCUCCGUUCAUUUGUUAAUGUCCAAGACAAAGGUCUCCCCAGUUCGGACCCGUCUCACAAUUCCAAAAUUGGAAUUGCAGGGAGCUGCGCUCCUUUCAAAAUUAGUCCAACACGUUGUCUCCUGUCUGCAGAAGUCAAUAGUGUUAGACGCCAUCUAUACUUGGACGGAUAGUCAAAUUACUCUUGCCUGGCUUAAUACUUCACCACAUGAACUUCAAACUUUCGAAGCUAAUCGCGUAUCUCAGAUUAAAAAUGCUGAAAUCCCAUCAAUAUGGAGACAUGUUCCCGGCAGUCUUAACCCUGCCGACUGCGCCUCCCGGGGUUUAUCCCCUCGUGCGCUCCUAAAUCACCCACUCUGGUGGUGUCCGAAGUGGUUGCUAGAGCCACCAUCUAGUUGGCCAUCUGACAAAUUGUGCCCGAUCGCACAACUUCCUGGACUACGUUGUCUCUUAGUCACCAGUGCAAGUUGCAUUCCAAGUCCUGACUUUCUCCUAGAACGCUUCAGCUCAUUCCAGAAACUAAUUGGCACAAGGCCUAAAUGGGCAUCACAUACAGAGCCCCCCGUCGUUGGGGACUUAGUACUCCUUAGAGAAGAGAAUGUUCCUCCGUUAGAAUGGCGACGCGGUCGCAUCAUAUCAAUCCGUCCUGGGAAGGACGGCGUUGUGCGCGUGGUACAAGUCCGGACGGCUACCGGCGUACUGACCAGGCCCACCAAUAGGAUUAUUCGUUUACCCGUUGAUAAACCUGUCAAUUAA